CAUGGCCCCCGGAAAGGGCGGGUUUGGCGAGAUGGGCGGUCCGGUGGGUGGUAUUUUGUUUCCUGCUAGCUUAAGGGGUGGGGCUCAGGGUCUCCAUGGAGACAGCUUCUACCCGCCAGACUAGCUUGGAGGAGAACGGCUGGCCUGAUGGACGCCGACAGCCUCUUGUUGUCUCUGGAGUUAGCGUCUGGCAGUGGGCAGGGACUCAGCCCUGACCGUCGGGCCUCACUGCUCACGUCCCUUAUGCUGGUGAAGCGCGAUUACCGCUUCGCGAGGGUCCUUUUCUGGGGCCGCAUCCUCGGUCUUGUGGCGGAUUACUACAUCGCACAGGGCUUGAGUGAGGACCAGCUCGCACCACGCAAGACGCUCUACAGCCUGAACUGCACAGAGUGGAGUCUCUUGCCCCCUGCCACAGAGGAGAUGGCCAUGCAGAUAUCUGUGGUGAGUGGUCGUUUUAUGGGCGACCCUUCACACGAGUAUGAACAUACAGAGUUGCAGAAGGUCAACGAAGGAGAGAAGGUCUUUGAUGAAGAAGUGGUGGUUCAGAUCAAGGAAGAGACUCGCUUGGUGUCCAUCAUUGACCAGAUUGACAAGGCUGUAGCUAUUAUCCCUCGAGGCGCCCUCUUCAAGAACCCUUUUGGAGUCACCCAUGUCAAUCGGACCUUUGAAGGCCUGCCCCUGUCUGAGGUCAGGAAGCUUAGCUCGUACUUCCACUUCAGGGAGGCUGUUGAUCUGAAGAACAAGACCUUGCUGGAGAAGUCGGACUUGGAGCCCUCGCUGGAUUUCCUGGACUCCCUGGAAUAUGACAUCCCCAGAGGGUCUUGGAGCAUCCAGAUGGAAAGGGGCAAUGCACUGGUGGUGCUGCGUAGCCUGCUCUGGCCAGGCCUCACCUUCUACCACGCUCCUCGCACCAAGAACUAUGGCUACAUCUACGUAGGCACAGGCGAGAAGAACAUGGACUUGCCCUUCAUGCUGUAGGAAGGCAGGCUGGAUAUUUAUGUGGGGUCGAAACACUCUUUCAUAAAAAAGUUCAACUGUUGGGCCUUUU
Mus caroli (Ryukyu mouse) is the source of this 1048-nucleotide messenger RNA. It is a transcript of the gene Rsph9, whose product is annotated as radial spoke head component 9. Gene Ontology annotation, cellular component: axoneme. Gene Ontology annotation, biological process: motile cilium assembly; axoneme assembly; cilium movement involved in cell motility. NCBI's taxonomy places the organism in Eukaryota, Metazoa, Chordata, Mammalia, Rodentia, Muridae. The record is from RefSeq and is a predicted model, not a curated record.